AUGAUUGGAGGGAUUGAAAAUCGGAUUCUAUUAGUAUCAUUAAUCUCUCGCCCAGGACAAAUGAGUCAAGAACAAGUAUACACUGUGGCAUCUGAUAGCGAUACGACUGGGGACGAAAGAUCAUCAGCCCCUUUUCCGGAAAUUGCAAUUGGUAUCGAUAUCGGUACCUCUCAAUGUAGUCUUGCAGUUUGGAACGGUUCUCAGGUAGAGCUUAUCAGGAAUACAAGAAACCAAAAACUGAUGAAAUCAUAUGUGACCUUCAGAGACGAAUCCCCCGUAGGUGGAGUCAGUGAUCAACUAUCCCAUGAAUAUGAAAUGUUAUCAGGGUCUUCUGUUUUCAACAUGAAACGCUUAAUUGGUCGAAUCGACACCGACCCCAUUGUCUCUCAAGCUAGCAAGACUUUACCUUUUCUCAUCCAAACUUUGGGAAUCGGUGUAAAACCAUUCAUUGCAGCAUUGGUAAACAACAUGUGGAGAUCAACCACCCCAGAAGAAGUCCUUGCCAUAUAUCUUGUAGAACUAAAAGCUUUAGCAGAAGUUGGGGUGAAACGACCUGUGAGAAACGUUGUGUUAACUGUUCCCGCUGCAUUUAGUCGGUUUCAGUUAACAAGAAUUAGUCGGGCCUGUGCCAUGGCUGGUCUCCAUGUUGUUCGAUUGAUGCCUGAACCAGCUGCAGUUGCUUUGUUAUAUGCCCAACAGCAGCGGCAGCUGUCUGUACAUGAUAGUGGUAGUGAAAAGGUUGCUCUGAUAUUCAACAUGGGUGCGGGGUAUUCGGAUGUGGCUAUAAUUGUGACAGCCGGCGGAGUGUCGCAAAUGAAGGGCUUGGCGGGUAGCACCGUAGGAGGGGAGGACUUGCUUCAAAAUACGAUGCACUAUCUUUUACCCGAUAUGGAGAAUCUGUUUCCGAAUAAAAUAAAAUCAAUGGGCAUUCUUCGAGUCGCAGCACAGGACGCAAUCCACAAGCUGUCAUCUCAAUCCAGAGUCCAAAUCGAUAUUGACCUUGGAAACGGAAUAAAAAUAUGCAAAAUCAUUGAUUUGGAGGAGUUUGAAGAAGCCAACAAAGAGGUUUUUGAAAAAUGUGCUUCUUUGGUUACACGUUGUUUGCAGGACUCAAAGGUGAACGUAGAACAUAUCGAUGAUGUGAUUCUUGUUGGCGGUUGUACCAAUAUCCCAAAAGUGAAGAACAUGGUGAUGGGUAUCUGUAAAAAAAACAAAAUCUACCCGGGUAUCAACCCGUUAGAAGCGGCAGUUCGUGGGGCGGCACUGGAAGGAGCACUGGCGGCUGGUGUCAAUGAUCCUCUCGGGAGUUUAGAUCUUCUAACCAUUCAAGUGAACGCACACAGCAUUGGGAUCCGAGCCAAUAGGGACAGUUUUGUACCUAUUAUAGCUCGGAACACCACUAUGCCCGCCAGGAGGGAGGUGGUUUUUACUACCGCCCAUGACCACCAGACUGAGGCCUUGAUUGUGGUGUAUGAGGGUGAUGAGGAGGUAGUGGAUAAGAACUAUCUGUUGGGGUAUUUUAAGGUUGUAGGGAUACCUUUGGCUCCCAGAGGGAAACCCGAAAUUAAUGUGUGUAUGGACAUUGAUGCUUCGAAUAUGCUGAGAGUCAUGGUUGGGGUUUUAAUGCCCGGAGAACAGAAUCCGGUGGUUCCCCCACUUGAAGUGAGAAUGCCGACUGCUGAUGAUGGAAAUGGGUUGUCUGCGGAUGUUCUCAACAGAUCAUUUGGGUCUACUUUGGACCUGGUAACCCUUCACAACAAAAUGUCCCGGUGA
Molecule: messenger RNA, 1773 nt
Organism: Lactuca virosa
Lineage: Eukaryota; Viridiplantae; Streptophyta; Magnoliopsida; Asterales; Asteraceae
Source: the annotation of a GenBank genome assembly